GGAAGGCGGAAAAGGAGCUGUUCUGACCUCAAUGUUUUGAGGUUUUAUUGCCCAGUGCUGCUGUUUUCUGGAAGUUUGCGAUUGUGUUUUUAAACCAGAAUGUUGAAAAGUGACGACGUGCGGGAAAAUGUGAAGAAGUACUAUGGCUGUCGCCUGGAGUCUUCCUGUGACUUGCAAACUAGUGCUACUUCCUGCAGUUUGGCCUGCAGCACCCUGCCAAGGAGUUUAACUGAGGCCCUAAGUCUGAUUCACCCUGACGUCAUCAAAAGAUUCUUCGGAUGCGGCCUUCCGUUUCCAGCGAAGCUCGAGGGCUGCAGAGUUCUGGACCUUGGUAGUGGAUCGGGACGAGAUUGUUUUGCAUUCAGCAAACUUGUUGGGCCGAGUGGACACGUGACGGGCAUCGAUAUGACUGAGCAGCUGAUCACGGCAUCCCGCCAAUUCGUCGAGUAUCAUCAAAAGAAGUUCGGCUACGAGGAGCCCAAUGUCUCAUUUGUCCAGGGAUACAUGGAAAAGCUCUGUGAAGCAGGGAUACAGAGAGAUUCGAUGGACAUUUUGAUCUCCAACUGUGUGAUUUGUCUCUGUCCUGAUAAAAGAGCAGUGCUACAACAAGCCUACGAUGUUCUGAAGGACGGAGGGGAGCUGUACUUCAGUGACAUGUAUGCCAGCAGUGUCAUUCCAGACCACAUGAAACAGGAUCCAGUUCUGUGGGGUGAGGGGAUGGGUGGCUCUCUGUUCUGGAAAGAUCUCAUCUCGCUGGCCCACAGUGUGGGCUUCAGCACUCCACGUCUGGUCUCAGCAAGCCAUAUCGAGGUCCACAACAUCCAACUCAAGGAAAAAGCAGGUGACAUCAAGUAUGCUUCAGGCACCUACCGGCUCUUUAAGUUGCCGCAGCAACCAGGGAGGUCAGGUGCUGCUGUGAUCUACAAGGGAACCAUUCCCGACUUCCCAGAUCAGCUGGACUUUGAUUCCUCGCACUGUUUCAAGAAAGAUGUGGAAGUGGAGGUAGACGCAGAGAUGACAGCAAUUAUCCAGGUUUCCAGAUUCUCUUCGGAUUUUACAGUCAGGAUGUUGGAUGAACAUAAGUCUGAUUCUGAGCCAACACCACAGUGCUGUCACCUCAACCCAUUCCUGCUGGCUGACCGAUGGGGGUCCUCUAUGAAGCAGUGCUCCAAAACAUCCAGAUAAAACAUACAGGCAGCUGCAACCUGCUGAGAAGAAAAUACUACACACAUUUAAUUUUAUUUUAACAAUUCGUGUAAUUUUAUUUGUGCCAACAAGUACUAAUGUCUGUGAAGGAAUGAAUGAAGGAAUUAUAUUUAGUUGGGUUUGAGUUUGCUAACUGGCUACAAAACGUCACAUUAAUACAUUGCAUAGAUGGGGAAAACUAAAAUAAAUAACAUUCAUAAAUUGUAAUAGAUUUUGUAACAGUGAGAGAUCAGAGCAAUACUGUGAAGAGAAAAUUAGGUCUGACAGCUGUGAAGAAAUAAUAAAGGCAUAGUAAUACUUAAAAUGUUACAAGUUGUUUUUAAAACCUGAUUAUAUAGUGAAUAUUUUUCAUUCAUUCACUACAGCCUUGGCUCUAAUGUAAAUAUUUGGUUUUUAUUGUAACACAUCUUUAAUGCAGAACUGGAGAACAGCUACAGGUUGAGAUUUUGUGCUGUCUGUCUGAAAUGACUAGAGGAGAAAAAACUGAUUUGGUAUCAGGUAUUUUUUUUUUUAUUAGAAGCAGAAAAAUGUCACAAUCUUCAUUUUGUUUUCAGUAAACAUCCUGAUAAGGAGCUGCUUAUGUAAAUGCCAGCUGGGCAGUCAGUGAAAAUUUGAAUCAUUUAUAUUUUAGGCUACAUAUGACAAAAAUAAUCCCCAUAGAGAGAGAUACAUAUCUAUUUUUGAUUUUUAAAAGUAGAAAAUAACCAGCAAAAAUAAUAACUGUGUGUUUUUUAGAAUCACACUUAAAAGCACCUUAAUGAGCCUCUGAUGCAUCCUGAUAAACUGAAACCAGUUUAAUUGCACUUAAUUAGUCAAACAAAGCGUAUCACACAGUGAAGAUGUCAAACACCACACAGACAAUUUAACAGUGAAACACACAGAGACUGUUGCUACCCUAUUGCCCUCAUUUUGCCAAAGUGCACCACAGGAAGUCAUUUCUGCCUGUUGCUAUCAGGCUUUACAAUGCCCACGUCUGUGCUAGUUGAU
Xiphophorus maculatus (southern platyfish) is the source of this 2193-nucleotide messenger RNA. Its product is annotated as arsenite methyltransferase-like. Gene Ontology annotation, molecular function: arsenite methyltransferase activity. Gene Ontology annotation, cellular component: cytosol. The record is from RefSeq and is a predicted model, not a curated record. The transcript has 10 exons. Gene Ontology annotation, biological process: arsonoacetate metabolic process; toxin metabolic process. Lineage: Eukaryota; Metazoa; Chordata; Actinopteri; Cyprinodontiformes; Poeciliidae. Bases 100 to 1185 code for a protein of 361 amino acids.